AUGUUUAAACUAAAGAAUAAACUGAAAAGUAAAUUUAAAUCGUCGAAAAUCGACUGCCACCCGGACGAUUUCAGUGUUCUAUCGUUCGACUUCAGUCCCGAAUCGUCGUUGGCUCCACCGCCGACUGCAGCCGAGCAGUCCGAUAGUAACACGAACAACGACGGCUGUGAUCCACCCCCGGGAAGCAUUGAGGAAAGUGACCCAAUCACUCCCAACGACAGCGGAGACAGUGGCCAAAAUUCUUCAUCCAUGAACUACAGCUGCUGCUACAAUUAUAAUUUCAACAUCAAUUACAACUUCUCGCCUCCGCCCCAUGGAUGCAGCGCCGGUCAUGCGUCCCCAAAGUGGUGCGACGAGGAAAUUUUCGAAGAACUCCAUAUGUUCGACAGUGAUAGCAAUUUGAUGUCGGAAAGCCCGGUAGAACCAAUUAAGAAGAGUAAAAGCGGAAAGAAGGUCCGACCGGUUUCAACGGAUCGAAGCAAGAGAAGUAUGUCGAGUAUGUCUUCCAAAGUGACACCGGGUAAUCCAAGGUUGCUGAAAGCCUCAAUGAGGUCUCCACGCUGUCUAUCGACGAGUGAUUUGUCUACGUACAAAGGCAGUGGCUACAGCGACAACAGCCAAGACUACCACAACAUUUGCAAUCGAUUGCACUCUGUCAAGAUAACGGAAAUGUUGGAUCAAAAGGGAGCGAACCUGACCGAUCAUGAUCGAAGGAUUCUGCACUGCAUGGUUCUGAAACGGAUAAAGGAAAUCGAACGAAUGGAAGAGUCCGUUGUGGCGAAGCAAUGCUGGGAACAUGAAAAGGAAUACCGCAAGUCGUUGCUCGACGAACAGGAACGUAACUACAAGAAAGCGAUUCGACAGAAGCGAAACAUCGAAAAACUUGAGAUUCGCAAUCGCAAGCAGAGACUGGAACGGUUGGAGCAGCAGCAGAUUGAGAAAAUCCAAAACGAAAUCUCUGAGAAGGACAUCCGAUCGUCCAGUUUGCUCAAGACAUUAGAAAUCCAGAAGGGCAUCAAAGAGUGCGAGAAGAAGAGUCGAGAACUGAAGCGCAUCGAAGAAGCCACAAUCAAUCAGGAGGAUAAAACACUGGACAAGGACAUCUGGCGACAAGCGUUGGUCGAUCAUCUGGAAGAACGUGUUCAGCGAGCGGACGAACUAAGACACCGAGUUAUGGAUGUCUACAAGCGUCGGGUGAAGAUCGACAAUCAGCUGGAGAAGAAGAUGCAUGCCCACAAUCUGAAGCAGACGCUCGAACAAGAGCGAUACAAAUUGAUGAAGCUGCAGGAACGGAUCAUGACGCGGGAAAGCCGAUUCCAGCGGUUCAAGGACAGCAAGAAGCGUAUCUUCGAUCAGCUGAAGAAUCGUGCCAAAACGACGGCCGCCCUGCGAGACAUGGUGAAGCAUUCGAUUAGUCCGGAUAUCUGUGCGAAGACGGUCGUCGGCAGCCAGCAGCGGGUGAUCAAUGUGGUGCAGGUGAAAUGA
Ochlerotatus camptorhynchus is the source of this 1485-nucleotide messenger RNA. RefSeq names its product DNA ligase 1. The record is from RefSeq and is a predicted model, not a curated record. The transcript has a single exon. The coding region runs from base 1 to 1485 and encodes 494 amino acids. NCBI's taxonomy places the organism in Eukaryota, Metazoa, Arthropoda, Insecta, Diptera, Culicidae.